Clarias gariepinus (North African catfish) is the source of this 3615-nucleotide messenger RNA. RefSeq names its product R3H domain-containing protein 1-like. Bases 350 to 3463 code for a protein of 1037 amino acids. Gene Ontology annotation, molecular function: nucleic acid binding. The transcript is spliced from 27 exons. Lineage: Eukaryota; Metazoa; Chordata; Actinopteri; Siluriformes; Clariidae. The record is from RefSeq and is a predicted model, not a curated record.
CAUGGGCUCCUGCACUUAGGCACAGACGGAGCUAGCGCCGCAAAGAGAGACAGAGACCGAGAGAGAAAGAGAGAGAUAGCAAGAGAAAGCGCGAGAGUUGAGUGCAAGCAAGUAGAAGACAGAGAGGGAGACCGACCGAGCUUGCGUGCGAGCGAAAGGGGGGCUGCUUUUGGGGAGCUCGCUCGACGCGGCAGCCGGCACAGCCAAUGCAUCCUGUGGUACUAUGGAAACUAAACCUCUGACCAGUGGAAAUAAUGGAGGCUACGAUGUGGCAGGUUCCUGAAGGGCAUGAGCGCCUUGUCUGCGGCCAGCGCUGUUCUGAUCUGGAGCCAGUGCUGGUGACAGGGACAUGGGCCUCUUCCUCAGGGCUUCCAGUACGCUCAGCACAAGCGACGACCUGGUCCACAGCGCCACUGAAAGGGACGCCAGGGCGGCGCCACCACAGGCCCAGCACGCACCAGAACAUUGGGAGACGAACGAAGCCAUGAGAGGUCUGGAGGUGAAGGAAACCGGCUCCGCGCCAGGGGGCGACGGCCCGAGCAGAGAGCCCGUGGAGCCCGACGGGGACGAGAACUGCUGCGAGGAUAAGAGCGAAACUCAGCGGCAAAUACCUGGACAGAACGCAAAACGGCCCAAGUCUAAUGCAAAGUUAAAGUUAGUUCGGAGCCUGGCCAUUUGUGAAGAACCCUCUCCUCCCCCAAUUACCUCUGAACUGCCUCCAGAACAUCAGGAUGAGAUUCAGAUCAAGCUCUCUCGGUCAUUCGACAGAGACGACACUCCAGCCAGUAAAAACGAGGAUGAACGAGAGAAAAAUCUGGACAAGUUGGAAAAAUUGGAGAACAUGCAACGCAAAAUGCUGUCGAGAGAUUCCAGUCAAGAAUACACAGACUCCACUGGCAUUGAUCUGCAUGAGUUCUUGGUUAACACACUGAAAAACAACCCCAGGGACAGAAUGAUGCUGCUGAAGCUGGAACAGGACAUCCUCGACUUCAUCAGUAACAACGAUAGCCAGAGAAGAAAGUUUCCCCCCAUGACCUCGUACCACAGAAUGCUCCUGCACCGAGUAGCUGCUUACUUCGGCUUAGACCACAACGUCGACCAAACGGGGAAAUGCGUGAUCAUCAACAAAACUAGCAAUACAAGAAUACCGGAUCAGAAGUUCUCUGAACACAUCAAAGACGACAAGACGGACGAUUUCCAGAAACGUUACAUUUUAAAAAGGGACAACUCCAGCAUGGACAAAGAUGACAACUUGAUGCGAAUGAGGUUAAAGGAUGACAGGAGGAGUAAAUCAAUAGAAGAGCGCGAAGAGGAGUACCAACGAGCACGAGAGAGAAUAUUUGCUGACGGUUUGGAUACCUUCCCGCUUGAUAAAAGGAUCCACGAGGACGACGCUUGCAGCACCACUCAGCAGAGGCGGCAGAUUUUCAGGCUGAAACAUGGCCGCUCGGGGAACGGGACCAGCCGCCAGAGCAGCUCGGAGACCGAGGCUCGGUCGUCGGAGCCCCGGCCGUGGAGCAGCACCGACUCGGACAGCUCGAACCGCAACCUGAAGCCGGCCAUGACCAAGGCGAGCAGCUUCAGCGGCAUCUCGCUGCUCAUCCGCGGAGACAGCUCCAGCAGCGGCAAGAGCGCCUCGCGCCUCUCUAAAACGGGUUCUGACUCUUCUAGUAGCGUAGGUUCAUCCACGGGCUCGCUCUCUCGCUCUCUGCCUCCCCCUCCCGCGGCCUCGUCCCUAAUCCAGACGGGCCACCCCGCGCCCUUGGUCUAUCCUUCCGUCAGCACUAGUAGCAGUGUGUCCUGUGAGGGUGGCAGGAGCGUGGCGCCAGCAACCGCAGCUAACUCUAGCUACUAUUUGCUUCCCCUGGAAGCGGCGGGAAUACCGCCGGGGAGCAUUCUGCUCAACCCGCACACAGGUCAGCCUUUUGUGAACCAGGAAGGCAGCGCCAUGGUCUACAGCCCUGGCGUGGCUCCUCAGGCUUCCAGGCCGCAGCAGCCUUUGGCUCCGCCUCCUCCUCCGCCUCCUCCUCCCCCUCCUCCAUCCCUACCUUCCGGCCCCCACCAACAUCAAACCACCAAUCACGUCAUGUCCCAGCCCCUCUGGCCUGUCCAGCCCUCUGCUCAGCCUGUGCAGUACUCGACGGUGUCUUACCCACCACAGCUCCUGUCCGUCUCCCCUAACCAACAGUACACUGUGCAAGAUAACCUGAGCACCCAAUUCGGCCACAUGAGCCUGGCGCGACAGGCGUCAGGCGAGGCCCGUGAUGCGCACACUGCCAUGUAUCCGUCCUCCAUGGUGCUCCAGGCUCCUCCUCCUCCUCAGCAGGCCGGCUACAUGGUGCCCACGCCAGGGCAGAGCAUGCCAACCCAAGCCUACUCGGCUCCCGCGCCAGGCCCGGUGCCGGUAAACCAGCCGGUGAUGCAGCAGCAGGGCUACAUGCAGCAGACUAUGCAGCAGAUGCCGUGUUACUGCGCACCAGGCCAGUACCCUCUGUCCAGCCAGCAGUAUCGGUCAGUUGGCACGGUGCAGUACAGCAGCCCCCAGAGCCAGCCGAUGCCCCCUCCCGCUCCUACCCAACAGCCAGGUUACCAAACUGUGAUGCCAAAUCAGCAGCCGAGCUACCAGAGCGUGGUGCAGCAGCAGCCGCCGAGUCAAACCCUGGUCAGUGGCCAACAUAGCAAUAUGGGAAAUCAAAUGCAAGGCAUGAUGGUCCAGUAUCCCUCAGUGCCACCUUAUCAGGUAUCCAUGCCUCAAGGAUCCCAGCAGACAUAUCAGCAGCCAGUCAUUCUUCCCAGCCAGUCGAGCCAUGCGUCCAGCAUUCAGGUCUACUACAGUGUUAUACCACCAAAUCAACAGAACGCCAUGAGCUCCACAGUGGGAUUCCUACCCCCUCCAGGCACGGAGCAGAUGCCGUUCCCUCGCACGUCCUCCCCCUGCAGUUCCCAACAGAUUCCCGCCCAGCAGUGCUCAGGCGUCCCUCCUCCACCCCCGGGUAGUGGCAUGGUGAUGAUGCAGCUCACGUUACCUCCAGGCCAGCAGCCGCGGCCGCACUCGCCUCCGCAGUGGAAACACAACAAGUACCACAGCCUGGAUCAUCAACGCAGCCAGAAAUCCACUGACGUCUGCACUCUGGACUGUUCCCAAAGCAGCACUCAGCUCGGCAGCCCGUCCACGUCCCCCGCACAGUCACCCGCUCCCUCCCACCUGACCAACAUCAAGAGCAUCCGGCCCGGUCUCAACUCUCAUCCCAUCAUGCCUCAGUUCUCCAGAUCCACUGUCCCCGGGCAAGGAGACGCACGUUACCCUCUCCUUGGUCAGCCUCUUCAGUACAGCCCUCAGAUUCGUCCUCCUUUGCUCCACGCCCCCUCAAUGGUUACCAGUCACCAGGGCCCGAUGGGAAUCCGGCACGGCGGUCGGGGCAGGAAGGGGCCCAGGAAGGCGCUCUCUACAGAUCUCAGUUGAGUCCAGGUGGUGACGGAGCUGCCUGAGGGUUUCAGCCAUGCACAGGCUGACCACCUGCAGGGGAAACUGUGCAGGGGGGCCCCUCCCAAAAGUACGCCGCCCACCCCUUGCUUCUUUCUCGUCCUCUCAGCCAGCCCGUCCCACCUACACCA